CUGUGAUAUCAGUCAUAUCCAUGAGGUCAUAUCAAUUAUUAUUACUUGCGGAGAUCAAACUACGUAAUAAUUGUAGUAAUAUCAUUUAUACAUAUCAUCACAAAUCCACGUGUUGAUUCAGCAAGAUUACCCAUUGGCCGAUAUCGGCUUGCGGCUUCAGUCUAGUUCUUGAUAAGAUUCUAAUAGUUUGUUCUAAUAACCAAAUUUUACAUUCAAAAUGGAAGAUUUGGCAGUAGAAUUAUACAAAAUAAAUGCUAUUAAAUUUGGUGAUUAUAAAACAAAAGUGGGCAUUUACACCCCAAUAUAUUUCGAUUUGAGAGUUAUAAUCAGUUUUCCUAGACUGAUGGAAACAUUGGCUGAUCUUAUGUUGAAAAAAAUUAAUGUUUCUAAGCACAGCCUAGUGUGUGGUGUGCCUUACACAGCUUUACCUAUAGCUACAAUUUUAUCCACGAAAACUAAUACUCCCAUGGUUAUGAGGAGAAAAGAAGCGAAAUCUUAUGGAACCAAAAAGUUGAUCGAAGGAGUGUUUUCACAAGGGGAAAAUUGUCUCAUUGUCGAAGAUGUUGUUACUUCUGGAAGUAGUAUAAUGGAAACUGUAAAAGAUCUGAGGGAUUCUAAAAUAGUGUGCAGUGAGGCUAUUGUUCUUCUUGAUAGAGAACAAGGGGGUAAAUCCUUUCUUAAUGAGAAUGGAAUUAAAAUGCAUUCGUUAUUGACAAUGAGUGAAUUAAUGAAUAUUUUAUCUGAAAGAGGCCUAAUUAGUGAAGAAAUCAAGUCCAAAGUGGAAAGAUACAUUGCAGAUAAUAAAGUCAAUUCUCAAUCUGUAUUUCCUUUAAAAAAUAAUAGACUAAAAAUGUCAUUCUCAAAAAGAAUUCAACAUGCCAAAAAUAAUACUGCAAAAAGACUGAUGGAAAUUAUGAUUGAAAAGGAAACAAAUUUAUGUGUUGCUGCAGAUUUUACUGAUGCAACAGAUAUCCUGAAUUUAGCAGAGGAAAUUGGACCUUUUAUAUGCUGUCUGAAAACACACAUAGAUAUAGUGAAAGAUUUUCACCCAAAUUUCAUUAAAUAUUUAAAAACAAUAGCAGAAACGCAUAACUUCCUGCUUAUGGAAGAUAGAAAAUUUGCAGAUAUUGGAAAAACUGUACAAUUACAAUUUAAUGAAGGAGUCUUUGAAAUAAGUAGUUGGGCUCACUUUGUUACAGCACAUUCUUUAUUUGGAGAAAGUAUUUUAGAUGCUCUUAAAGAUCCAACAUCAAAUACAGGAGUAUUCCUCUUGGCAGAAGCUAGUUCCCGUGGAUGCUUAUUUGAUGAGAAAUACACACAGGAAACUGUGAAUCUGGCUUUGAAAUGCAAAAGUCAGAUUGCUGGAAUUGUAUGCCAAAGUCCGUUGUUUAUAGAACACCCUGGUUUUCUCCAACUAACACCUGGAGUGCAAUUAGAUGCAUCUGGAGAUGAGUUGGGGCAACAAUACAACUCUCCAGAAACUGUGGUUAUUUCUAAAGGAGGUGAUGUAGCAGUAGUAGGAAGAGGAAUAACCAAAAGUUCAAAUAAAAGAAAAGAAGCAAAAAAAUAUAGAGAUUUGCUGUGGGCAGCAUAUUUGAAAAGAAUCGAAUGAUGGUUAUAUAGGUGUAUCACUCUCAUUACUAUAUACAUUCCAUUACAGAUUGAAUAUUUUAUAUUGUUAAAAUAACUAGAAUUUUUAUUUUAUGUAGAUCAAAAAUAUAUAUUGUCUGUUA
Molecule: messenger RNA, 1733 nt
Organism: Harmonia axyridis
Lineage: Eukaryota; Metazoa; Arthropoda; Insecta; Coleoptera; Coccinellidae
Product: uridine 5'-monophosphate synthase
Exons: 3
Coding region: 218-1612 (464 amino acids)
Biological process (GO): 'de novo' pyrimidine nucleobase biosynthetic process; 'de novo' UMP biosynthetic process
Molecular function (GO): orotate phosphoribosyltransferase activity; orotidine-5'-phosphate decarboxylase activity
Source: RefSeq, a predicted model, not a curated record